CAGAUGAGGUAGUUGGAAGGCUUGCUUAGCCACAGUCUUUAUUGGUCGUUCCACUUGAACGCGGAUUCAGUUGCUGGCUGUCAUCGGUCAGUGCCGGGUGCCCGGAUAGUUAAGAUCGGUGAAUAUUGGCAAACAAUAAAAAGGCCAUCGCACUGUGUGUAUAGAAAAUGUUCGCCCAAUGGUGGUCGUGGAUGGUGCUGCUGGCGCUGACCGGCGUGGUUCGAGGCCAGAGUGAUCUUUUCGAGCUGUCGAUCGUUCACAUAAAUGAUUUUCACGCGCGUUUCGAAGAAGUCAAUACGGCUAGUGUGUCGUGUAAUCCGGAGAAAGAUGAAGUUUGCGUGGGUGGAUAUGCCAGGACGGUGACGGUGCUGAAAAAAUUGCUCGCCGAAAGAACUAACCCAAUCUACCUGAAUGCGGGAGACAACUUUCAAGGCACCUUGUGGUACAACAUUCACCGAUGGAAUGCAACGGUGGAAUUCUUGAACAUGGUACCGGCCGAUGCGAUGACAAUCGGCAACCACGAGUUCGACCACGGCGUGGAAGGAGUUGUUCCUUUCCUGGAGAACAUCGAUUCUACGGUCCUGUUGGUCAACGUGGACAAUAGCGAAGAGCCCGAGUUCAAAAAGUUCCAAAAGUCGAUGAUGAUCGAACGGAAUGGGCGCAAAAUUGGGCUGAUUGGAGUCAUUCUGCAGACUACGUACGACAUUGCCAAUACGGGUAACCUAAUCUUCUCCGAUGAGUCGGAAACCGUACGGGAAGAAGCGGAGCUAUUGAAGCAGCAGGGCGCUAAUAUAAUUGUUGUGAUUUCGCACUGCGGAUUGGAUGUGGAUAAAAUAAUUGCUGAAAAUGCGGGUCCCGAAAUUGACAUCAUAGUUGGGGGGCAUUCGCACACCUUCCUGUACACUGGGGAUCAUCCGACCAUUCCGGGUACGUCGCAGGGAGAAUACCCGACGGUCGUGACACAGCAGGGCGGACACAAGGUGCUAAUUGUGCAGGCGGCGGCGUAUACCAAGUUCGUGGGUGAUAUUGUGCUCUUUUUCGACGAAGCUGGAAUCAUCCAGCGAUGGGAGGGUAAUCCUGUUUAUCUGGGAGCCGAUGUAGUGCCAGACCCAGCAGUCGUCGCCGCAAUGAUCCCGUGGAAGGUUUCCGUGGACGAGCAGGGCAACCGCCAGGUCGGCUCCACAGCCGUUGAUCUGCUUAAGUCCAACUGUAACGUGGGUGAGUGCAACCUUGGUACCCUGAUAGCCGAUUCGAUGGUAUCGGCUUUUGUCUCGAUGGCUGAACCAGGUCACUGGACGUAUGGGGCUAUCGCUGUGAUAGCUGUGGGCGGUAUUCGAGUCAGCAUGUUCCGAGGAGCCAUCAACUACGCCAACGUGAUUGAAGUGUUGCCAUUCGAGAACAACCUGGUUUGCGUCGAGCUACGGGGCGACUAUCUACUGGCAGUGUUGGAGUAUUCCGUGGAGAAAUCCUGGGAUGAGGAUAAGUUCAACGGGGCCAACAUGCUGCAGGUUUCUGGCCUAAAAGUGGAAUACAACGUCACCAAACCAAUCGGCGAACGAGUUCUUUCGGCCGAUGUGCGUUGUUACGAUUGUAUGGUUCCAUCCUAUAGUCCACUGAACCCCUUCAAGUACUACCGGGUGAUUACGAAUUCGUUCAUUGUGGGCGGUGGCGACGGGUUCCACAUAUUUACCCAGCACGGACGCAACAAGCGUUUUGGGACGAUUGACAAUGUGGCAUUCGAGAACUACCUCAAGCAGCGCUCGCCAGUGAUACAGGGAGUCGAGGGUAGGAUUAAGGUUUACACGUAGUCAGACAAGACAAUCGCGAGCCGCUGGCGACCACUGGGCGGCGCCCAAGCGGAAAACACAAUCAAUCGAAUCUAGUGAUAGUAGCUUAUGUAUGUAUUUAUGAGGAAUGACUAAAAUAAACGGUGCGGAUUUUAUCUUGAGUGACAAUGAA
Molecule: messenger RNA, 1959 nt
Organism: Aedes albopictus (Asian tiger mosquito)
Lineage: Eukaryota; Metazoa; Arthropoda; Insecta; Diptera; Culicidae
Product: apyrase
Exons: 3
Coding region: 168-1808 (546 amino acids)
Biological process (GO): AMP catabolic process
Cellular component (GO): plasma membrane
Molecular function (GO): nucleotide binding; 5'-nucleotidase activity; metal ion binding
Source: RefSeq, a predicted model, not a curated record